Messenger RNA from Juglans regia (Persian walnut), 2586 nucleotides. RefSeq lists its product as uncharacterized. Lineage: Eukaryota; Viridiplantae; Streptophyta; Magnoliopsida; Fagales; Juglandaceae. The record is from RefSeq and is a predicted model, not a curated record. Bases 744 to 2321 code for a protein of 525 amino acids. The transcript is spliced from 3 exons.
AUCUGAUUAACCCGGUUUUUCCUUUUUUGUUUUUCUCCUAAUAAUUUCAGACCGUCAAGUCUACAAAAACCACGGACCGUACCCUUCGACCUUCAGCCUCUGCCCCUUCGAUUUUCCUUUGAUCUACCUCAGAUCUUCCUCUGAUAGCUUUUAUAAUCUUCAAAUCGCAACGAUUAUUUUUCAAUUCUUUCUAUUCUCUGCUAAUCGAUCCCAAAUUUAACUGCAGCCGUUGAUCGUACCCGAUUCUAGGGUUAGGGUUCCGAAUCGGACCUUUAGAUCAAUUCUAAUCCUCCAAUCCUUUAUCCCUCUUCUAUUUCGUGUUUUCAUCAAUUCCCGUUGUCUAAUAUGGUCCUGAUUUUUUCGAUUGUCUUGUCCCUUUCGACUUCUAGGGUUUCGAAGCUUUCGAUUCGCUAGGGUUUCUUCGUUCCUUAAAUUAGUAGAGGGUAUUCGUUCAUUUUCCAAUUAGUGAUUGGUUUCCACCCUUUUUUAGCUGUUAUUUUGGGGUUUGACCUGCAAUUCUUGUGUCUAAUUGUUUCGUCUAGGGUUAGGGUUUCGGAAAGACUUGGACAUCUCUAGUUGGUGGAAUUAAGUUGGGGAUACGUACAAAGGCAUAGGGAACUUACCUUUUGUGUUUGAUUCAGUGAUCUUUUAUCUGAAUUAAGGCUUCUAGGGUACCUUCAUCUUUCUGUCAUUUUUCUUUCGUGGUGCUACGAAGUUUGAAUUCGAAGAAUUUGGAGAUUAGGAUGGGAUCUAAAAGGAGUUUUGAUGAAGAGUUCCCAGAGCUUCCCUGUAAGCACCUAAGGAAGCUUGAGCAUAGCAAUACACCUAAUCCAUUUGUUGAACUUGUUCCCUGUGAGAAUGCCCCACAGGAACCUAUUUUUUCAGGGGAGGAAAAUGAUGGCUUCCAUAACUUUCAGAGGCAUGAGGCACUUGAAAAACACAUUGCCAUAGAUGUUUCAAAUUUGGUUGACAAGGGUCUUGAGACCAAUGAUCCCUUGUCAUGGUUUUCCAGCAGUUCAAGUGAAGAAGAUGCUGGGUCGGGGACAUCAGCAUACUCGUCCCUCUCGACAGAACAUUUUGAAUUAGAUUUCCCAUCCAGAAGAUUUGUUCCAUAUGAGGACACCUAUUCUUCUUUCUGGGAUCACUCUCGUAGAAAACAGGUUCCAAUUGGCACAAAUUAUCAAGCCAGCAUUCCAUUGUGGGGCAAACAUAUAAAUAAGAACAAGUUAGACCUGACAGAGAAAUAUAAUCAAAACAUAGAUGAUACUGACAGUGAGGAGAAGCUGAUGGGGGAUUGUGUUAUUCAAAUGCCUGAUUCAGGUUUCUUUACAGGCAUGGGUGACUAUGCUGGAAAUGGUAGGACAGAUUGUCACUGUUUGGAUUCUGGCUCUGUUAGAUGCACACACCAGCAUGUCAUGGAAGCCCGGGAAAAAAUAAAAAAAACCAUUGGGAAUGAAAAAUUUGUGAGUUUAGGGUUGUCUGACAUGGGCGAAGAGGUGGCAGACAGGUGGACUGAAGAAGAAGAGCAGAUCUUUCAUGAGGUUGUUUACUCUAAUCCUGCAUCCCGGGGUAGGAAUUUUUGGAAACACCUGUCAUUGGCAUUUCCUUCUCGAAGUAGAACAGAGCUUGUAAGCUAUUAUUUCAAUGUAUUCAUGCUGCGGAGGCGUGCUGCUCAGAACAGAUCUAAUUUGCUGGACAUAGACAGUGAUGAUGACGAAUGGCAUGGAAGCAAUAGAGACUCCUAUGUCAUUGGAGAUUCAGAAGAAGAUGAAGACUCUGCUAUUGAGUCUCUUGUUGACCGGCAUAAUCAGGUGGAUUCCUCUGAAGAAGAUGAUGGCAGUGAUGAUGAUGACUUCCGUGGUGAUGGACCUGGUAGAAAUUUUUCUGAUGAAGAUGGUGGGAUGGAUCUCAUGUCAGAUGCAGAUGUUUUCAAGUCUCUUGACGAGAGGAAGUUUGACUCCUUAGGUCAGCAUGUGGAUAAAGGGAGUGAUCAGGAGGAUCUCAAUGCACAGGACGACUCAUGCUUGUCAUUCGAUUGUCAAGCCAAUAUGGCUUCUAGUACUUGUGGUCCUGUUAACAGCGAAACUGUUUUUAAAGUGUGUGGAGUUAAAAGUGAGAAUGGCAAAUGCUUGCAGAGCAAAGCCGAUUGGUGUAGUGAUGCAGAGGGUCAGUUUAAUGUACUGGAGCCCUAUGAUGCUGAAGUUUGGGAUGCCAAUUGCCCAUCUGCAUCAUUAAAAGGUUUUGAUCUUAUAUCCACAUGGAACAUGAUGGAAGAGAUUUUUGGACAAGACAGUUCGGAUAAAAAGAUGAUGGGUGACUAAAAGGCAUCGACUAGCGACCCUUCAAUUUCUUAGUACAUAUCAUAUCUGGUGUGGCCUUUGCGACCGCCAAGAUUUUGAGACUUUGCAGGUGUAAUCGUCUUGCAAGAACACAAUUCUUCUAAAGCAUUGGUGAUCUGAUUUUCCCAUUUUCCUUUAUGUAAAUCCUUUCUACCCCCUCAGAGUAAAUAAGAGUCGCAAGAAAGGGGGGUUUAGCAUGUUGAAAUGCUCUGUAUACAUCCUUCUUUGAAUCUACUAUUUGUUGGCA